AUGUCACUUCGUUAUUUGAUAUGUUACGUUGGUCUUGUACGUCUUGAUCUUUCAUAUCUGUCUGUAUUCAUGAUAAGUUUAUUGUUUCCUGUAUUUGAAAUGGCCUGGUUUGCAAGAUUUAAUGGAAGAACUAAUCAAGAUCUUGUAGAAUAUCUUAGGACAUCAGGAAUAAUUAAAACUGAGAGAGUUUAUGAAGCAAUGUCUGCUGUAGAUAGGGGACAUUAUGUUCGUUCUGGAUAUGCAUAUUUUGAUGCUCCACAACAGAUUGGUUAUGGUGCAACUAUAAGUGCUCCUCAUAUGCAUGCAUAUGCAUUGGAAAUACUUGAAGAAAAGUUAUUUAAUGGUGCAAGAGCAUUAGAUGUGGGUUCUGGUUCUGGAUAUUUAACAGCAUGUAUGGCAUUGAUGACAGGGCCAAAUGGAUUAGUUAUAGGAAUUGAACAUAUUCCUGAACUAAACCUAUUUGCUAUAGAAAACAUUAAGAAGGAUAAUCCAGAACUUUUUGAAUAUGGUCGUAUUCAAUUUGUUGAUGGAGAUGGAAGAUUAGGAUUCCCACAACAAGCACCAUAUGAUGCUAUUCAUGUAGGAGCUGCUGCUAAAGAAUUGCCACAUGCGUUAAUUGAUCAAUUAGCUGUUGGAGGACGUAUGGUAUUACCAGUAGGUUCAGGAAUAUCAGAUCAAAUGUUAAUACAGGUUGACAAAAUACAUGAUGGGAGCAUUACACAAAAGCCUCUUACAGGUGUAGCUUUUGUUCCACUAACUAGUAGAGAUAAUCAAUAUUAUAUUUCAUGAAAUAGAUGUGUGCUCCAAUAAGUGAGUAAUUUUUUUCUGUGAAUUAAAUUUAAAAUAGUAAUUAAAAUUUAUAGUUUUAGUUAUAUUUAUUCUAAUAUAUGCACAAAAUGAUAAAUUAUAUUAAACAAAAUUUAAAUUAUAUUUAUUAUGUGCAUAAAUAAAAUUCAAAUUGUAUAUGAUAUAAUCUUAGUAACACAAAAUACUAUAAAAUGUAUGUAAUAUAUAUUCUGUGUCAAUAUAUCUGACAUGGAUAUCAAUAAGAUUUUCUCUUUAAUGAAA
Molecule: messenger RNA, 1068 nt
Organism: Apis laboriosa (Himalayan honeybee)
Lineage: Eukaryota; Metazoa; Arthropoda; Insecta; Hymenoptera; Apidae
Product: protein-L-isoaspartate(D-aspartate) O-methyltransferase-like
Exons: 6
Coding region: 1-789 (262 amino acids)
Biological process (GO): protein modification process
Cellular component (GO): cytoplasm
Molecular function (GO): protein-L-isoaspartate (D-aspartate) O-methyltransferase activity
Source: RefSeq, a predicted model, not a curated record